Clupea harengus (Atlantic herring) is the source of this 1091-nucleotide messenger RNA. The record is from RefSeq and is a predicted model, not a curated record. NCBI's taxonomy places the organism in Eukaryota, Metazoa, Chordata, Actinopteri, Clupeiformes, Clupeidae.
UGGAGAGUAAUUGCGAAGUAAUAUACACCCCGAGUAAAGAAAACAAUGCCUGAGCGCUCAUUAUGCGCAGAGCAGUUGCACUAAAAUGCGAAUAGAGCCAUGACUCCGUCGCUACCAUGUCUAUGGUCGCUAUCUAAACAUUGCUAUUUCCUGUGGAAGUGUACUGUCAACUUCCGUUGAAAUUAUUCGUAAACCACCACAACACCAGACAGCUGAUGGCCAAGAUGGCGACUGGGUAUGCAGGAGAGGCCACCUUGGACACGAAAGAAACUGGGGGCCAGAUUAAGGCAAUUCUACGGCGUUGUAGAGGUCGGCCCAGACUUACUGACUCCGACCGAGCGCAAAGGCGACUGGAGUCGAGGAAGAAGUACGACGUGCGGCGAGUUUACCUUGGAGAGUCACACAAGGUUUGGAGUGAGCUGCGCCGGCAAACUAGCUUGAGCGAUGCUGGACUAGCAGAGUAUUUAAUUCUGUUGAAUUCUGCGUAUGGGGAGCAGUAUCAGCAGCGAUAUGGCGGGAAGAAGACAAUCCCAGAACUGUGUGGCAAUCAUACAAAGGGCAAGAAAAUACCGGUUACCAGCUUGCAGACGUUAGUCAGCUGGUACCAGGAGCAUUCACAGAGCUGUCCUCAUGAGCCCCAGCUAAAAGCUCUUGAGCCAGUCCUUGGCCUGUCCACCUCCGUGCUUUGGCAGUGUGAUGCAGCACACUCGUUUGUGCAGCAGCUCUCCUGGCCAGCUGAGGGUGGCAGCGAGUCUGAGGCAGAGGAGGAGGCAGAGGGAGAGAUCGAGAGGGAGCACAGGGUAGAGAUUAUUUCGGGGGCCAGCACUCGUGCAAGACGGAAAGCACGCAAAGGUACAUACAAAUACAUAAAGCCUCUUGCCUCAGAGUACUGGUAAAUGGACAAUGAUGUCAUUAUGUGUUCACAUCGAGUGGCAGAUAUGAGGGCCAACAAUAGAUGGAUCACACGGGGGCCUUGGUAUCUCUGCACCUGAUAUCUAGGGAUGUUUAAAGGGUCUUUGGACAGAUUAUCCUUAAAAGUGAACUAUUUGGUGAUUUUACUCGCCUUUCUCCAAUACUUGGUGAGGCAGUAG